AUGCUCAUCCAGAAGUUUCUGCUGCUUCUGACGCUCGUCGGACUCUCGCUGGCGCUCUUCAACUCUCUGAACAGCCAGCCGCUUCAGGCCGCCAACAACAUUGUCGAGAGCAUCGACGAGGCGUUCUUGAGCCGCAACUUUACCAAAUUUCUCGCUCUCCACGCCGAAAACUUCUCGUUCAACUGGUGCGAAGCUCGUGGUGGCAAGAAAGAGUUGCGCAAGUAUUUGGAGGAGGAUCUGACUCUUCAAAAGAUCUACAAGAGCAAGGUUUGUCGGGUUUCACGCAUUCAUUAAGAAUCGAUUAAGAACUAUUGUAGCACUUUUUGCUGCCGUCGCCGAAAAACGAGAAGGUGAUCAGUUUGGACGGCGGCAAGUUCAAAUUCGACUACGAGGAAUUCCUGCUGUUGCACUACAAAGACGAGCUCUACACGACCGCCGGAUCGAUCACGUUCCAGUUGGACGCCAAAAAUCGCACGAAAAUAUUGACGGCCCACGAAAUUUGCCCGGUUUUUGUGUUCUAG
This is a messenger RNA of Caenorhabditis sp. 36 PRJEB53466, 521 nucleotides long. The record is from the annotation of a GenBank genome assembly. NCBI's taxonomy places the organism in Eukaryota, Metazoa, Nematoda, Chromadorea, Rhabditida, Rhabditidae.